This is a messenger RNA of Dreissena polymorpha, 2488 nucleotides long. RefSeq lists its product as uncharacterized. Lineage: Eukaryota; Metazoa; Mollusca; Bivalvia; Myida; Dreissenidae. Bases 1127 to 1663 code for a protein of 178 amino acids. The transcript has 2 exons. The record is from RefSeq and is a predicted model, not a curated record.
ACGUGAUAACUAAAUAUAUGUUCUAAAAUUAUGACAGAAAUAUCAUAUGGCACGUGUUUUCUUUAAGGUUAUAAUCUAUUACGAGAUGGCCAUUGUGACAUGUCGCUUUCCAUUAAGCACGAUGAUAAAUUUAGAAAAUUAAAUCGAGCGUAAGAGGGAGUAGGACAGUGCUUCGAUAAUUUCACUUUUUUAAAGUGUCAAAAUUUGAAGAAAUUAUUAAACGUGCAAACAGUGGUUUUAAAAUCGAAAGUAGAAACCGGUUUAAGCAAAACUUCACAAUGGCUUCUAGAAUAUUUCAGGAUUCAAACAAAAACAAUGCAGGAGACUUUAUUGGCGAAAGUACAGUGACACAAUCAUGUGAGCCUUGUAUGAAAACCAACAUAUCAAAAGCUGCAACGGUUUUCUGCAAGGAUUGUGAUGAAUUUUUAUGUGAUACGUGCAAAAAUCCGCACAUCGUGUAUAAGCCAGGUCAGCAUAACAUUGUCAAUAUAAAGGACAAUAAAUCUGCGCCCGAUAUAAUCGACAUGAAAGGAAUUGACAAGUGUCACGAGCAUGAGCGAGAAAUAGAGUUUUUCUGUCAGGAUCAUUCUAAGCUGUGUUGCAGUUCAUGCGUUCUCAUUCACAGGAAAUGUGACCAAGUGGAUGAAAUAGCCAAAGUAUCCAGACAAGCACGACCUGAGCUUCAAGCAUUAAAACAAACGUUGAUAAAAUUGCAAUCCGAGGCUGACGCUAUUAUAGCGGAUUGUGAGCAGUCGGAAACUGACGUAAAUGAGUCCUUUGCAAAGAUAUCUUCAGAAGUGGAUGAAAUGAGAGAUCGUAUCAUACAACUAUUUGAAGACGCAAAGCAGAAAUUUAUUACUGAAGCAAGCGAAUUAAAAACUGCUGAAACUAAAACAAUUGGGAAUAAACGUGACGCCUCGUCCAAAGUUAAGGACGAAAUAAGUAAAGUUUUGUCGAUGUGUUCUGUCGUUUUAGAGAACGGAACGCCCAGUCAACAAUAUAUUUAUUCGGACAGUAUCAAGGAGAAACGUAAAACAAUUGAAUCAAUCAUAUAUGACCAAAGAAAGAUUAAAGAUGCAUCAACAGUUACAGUGUCUUUUCAAAAGAGCUGACUUCUUUCCUUGAGAUGGGAAGCAAUUUCAUACAACUGAAUUAUGAUGGCAACAAGACAGUGAAGACCAGUCCCAUUAACUUAUCAUCCCAACCAAGGCCGGUUAAUCUGAAGCUGCUCGUAUCCGUGGAUCUAACAAAGACUGGAGAUGAUGAUAAGGAGCCUCUCCUCCCUGGACUGGACUUCCUGCCGGACGGGAGACUGGUAGCCGUGGAUAACACCAACAAGAAAUGUAUACUACUGAAUGAGCGACUACAGAUACUCGGAACACCGUUCAUGUUCGAGAUUAACCCACUUGGCGUAGUAUGUGUGUCUCAUGAUACACUGUGUGUAACUGUUGGUGGUUAUAAAGAAGUACUACUCCUGUCUGUGAGUACAGACAAUACCAUCAUACUGACGAGGGUAAUUAGCCUACUCGGAUCCUACCCAGUGGAAAUGAUUUGGCCGCACACCAUAUGUGUGUCUAAGGAUGGCACUAGGAUGGCUGUGUCUGGCGGCUCUGAAGGCGCCAAGAAACUUCAGCUGUUUAAGAUAUCACCGGCGAUGAGUUAGGUGACUAGUAAGACGUGAUCCAUGAGAUCAUUUUAUGAACUACUAACCUAUAAAAUAGAAAGGUGCGUGUAUGAGGAUGUUUAAUCAAUACGGUAUACCUUUCGAUUGAUUAAAAUUGAAUUGUGUUGUUAUUAUUUUUAUCGCACCAGAAUUAAAGCUGCCUAUGUAUUGUGUAUUAACCAUUAUUCAACAUUUGUUUUAAAACAAUUAAAAAUAACGUCUUUGUUUACAAUAAGUUUCAAUAACUUUAAAUACAUCUCGGAUGUUUUACUAUUUUAAUUCCCAUUAAAUGCAACUUACCUGAUGUGUAUCAGGUUUCCAGAUAUACAUAAUACGGUAUACUAAUGAUCACGUUAAAAUGUUACAUAUUUCUGUUAUUUCACUAUGCUCUUCAGUUUUAGUUAAGCGCGUUUGAUAUUCGUCAAUGUAUAUUAAUUUUCGGCCUAUUAUGUAUUCAAAGUUUGCGUACUUGCACUAUGCAGCGGAAAAAAACGCUCCAUUUGUUUUCGGAUACAAUAACCGUUGCAUUUUGAUCAUAAAACUGUUUAUUGUAAUUGUGAUUGUUUACAUAAGCGGAUAAAAUAAACAACAACGAACGUAUAAACAAAACGUAUAUUAUUGAACAUAACUAUGUAUAUGUUUUCCUACCGUCACGAUCGUUAUGUAAGUCAUUCAAAAUAUUUUUUAGAAUACAACAUAUCUAAGUUCUAUACAUGUAAAAAAGUCAGAAAGAAUUUAAUUUCCAGUGUGUCACGUUUGCCUGUCAAUAGCCUUAUAUACCUUUUUUGUUCGGGUGUAAAGAACACUAUAAAAAGCUAUUAAUUU